CGGAAUGGGCAGAUUUCGCCAGCCCGUGUUUAACCACUGAUUUAUAGCACGACCUGCACCGAGAGUCUGUAUUUUAGCACGUCGCCUACACGAUGCCAUGCGGAGGUAAGGUGAUGGAAGAGGCCAGCAGGAGGGUUUCAGAGCUGAUUCCAGUGGUGCUAUUUCCGCGGUUGCCAGGCUUUGUCUCCUCUUCUGUUCAGUAACAGCGCCCAUUCUCAUCCCGAAUCACCAUGAAGCCAGUCCACGAGCGCAACCAGGAGUGCCUCCCUCCCAAGAAGCGGGACCUCCCUCUUAACAACAACAACAACAACACCUCUAUCAACAACAAUAACAGCAGUAGCAUCAGCGGCGGAGCGGGAGGCAGCGGCAGCAUUGGGAGUGCAGGAGGAGGAGGUGAGGAUGCCCCAUCUUCACAAAGCUCUGGAGCGAGUGGAGAAGGUAGUGGCGAAUGGGUGCGAGCCCAGCCGAGCGUGCAUUAUGGGAUGGAUGGUGGCGAGGGUCUCGUUGGGCUUCCUGUGGAUCAGUUUAGCAUGCUUUAUAAAGUAGCUCUGCCCACUGGCACCUACUCAACCACCAAUCUGCACCCCAUUCUUAGCCACAUUUCUCCUGCCUACACCGUUCCCUCCCAGGUGUUACAGCACACGAGCGUUCCCUACCCUCCUCUCUGUUACGCCCAGAUCCCUCACUCCUCGUUGCAGUAUGUUAGCUCUCCGUACGCAGCUGCGGUUCCCUACGCCGUGCCUCCGGGAUUCGUUCCCAGCCCUUUGAUACCACCCCAGUCCGCUAUUUCCCAGCCGAACUCAGUUUCCCACCUGAUUCCGUAUCCAUCAGUCAUUCAGGAAGGAGUUGCCUCUCCGCAGCAGCAGGUCUCGACCCAUGCAUACACCAAAAUGGGAGUUCCUCUGGUGCUCCCUUCUGAUCAAACGGUGACACAAGCGCAGCUUGGGACUGUAGGGAUGCUGCCUGCUGGGGAGCUCAGCCCGAGAGCCGUGUACUACCACCCUGCUGUCAGGGGCGUCCAACUGCAAAGAGACCUGCACAGCAGCUCCAUGGAGCAGGAGAGGGAGGUGAAUGGAGGGGACAGAGAACACGGAGGCAGGGAGAGCCAUCAAGAUGCAGUUUAUUCAGCCAGAAGUGCACGGCUGCUGCAGGCAUCUGCAUCCGAGCCCCAGCAAGACAAGAGCUUAAAAAACCGCAGGCCGGAAGGCAGAAUGUCGCCAGGACAGAGGAGCACACCAGACACUGAUCUUGAGGUACAGCAGGUGGUUGGACGACUUGCCUCUCCUGUCCACGGCAUGAGUCGCAAGGAAGCAGCACAUGUCCCUCUCAACCUGUCUCAAAGCUUUCAGAGGGGUCGAGAGACUCAGGGCGAAGUCAGAACACCUUAUGCAUCAAAUCCUGCUGAAUCUAGAGCACAGCAGCAGCAGUUCCUUCAACAAGGACAUGCCGUUAUCUUGGCCAAUGGGCAGCCUGUUCUAGUGCCCCUGGACUACCAUCACCACCAACAGCAGCAGCAGCAGCAUUUCCAAUCUAACGAUGGGGCUCCUGCUACAUAUACAAAAGCCAUGGAUGCAGCAGCCUGUCUCCCAGAGCGUGCAGUGGUGGAGCUGCCUCCCCAACAGGGGCAGCAGCCCUCCCAGCAUCUUCCAGCUCCUGGUACUUUCCCACAGGCUCCUUUGCUAGCACCCUCCGGCCCAUCGCACUUCAUGAAGGGCGCCAUCAUACAGUUGGCUACCGGAGAGCUCAAGCGUGUAGAAGAUCUGCAGACUCAGGACUUUGUGCGGAGUGCAGAAGUAAGCGGGGGGCUGAAGAUCGACUCAAGCAUGGUGGUGGACAUCCGCGCUAGUCAACAGCGGCUCGGUCUAGUGGCGCUGCAUUUCAAUGUAGGGGAGCAACAGAGCAAAGUGACUAUAGAUGUUCCCCCCGAACACCCCUUUUUCGUUUUUGGACAGGGCUGGUCAUCCUGUAGCCCUGAGCGGACUGCCCAACUGUAUGGUCUCACCUGCCACCAUCUGCAAGUGGGCGACGUCUGCGUGUCCGUGACAUUGCAGCAGCAAGCUGCGUCGCAGCAGAAACCGGCGCAGCAAGUGCAGGCCCGGACUCCCACCAAAGUCAACUCCACGUCAGGAGCCCCACCUCAACCCAUGGGCCCCCCUGCGCCCCAACACACCCCUCGGCCACAAAGCCAAUUAAAAAUUGAGCGCAUCCACAGAGAGAGGGACCGGGACAAGGAAGAGCCCAUGCAGGUCGGGGGUUUGCGACACAUCGACGCACCCCAAAGACCGAACAGGACUUCAGCAGAGCACACUCGGAGCCAGAGCAACUACUAUUUGCACCCUGAGGGUCAUGCUCCACCGGGAGCCGCAGCGGGAGCUUCUUCUGUAGGGGCGUCCCAGAGGCGCUGGUCUGCCCCUGGCUUCCAAAGAUACAGCAUCAAGAAUGAGGAGGGAAGUUUAGCAUCAGCUGCCACCUCUGGCACCUCUCGGCCAUCGUUUAUCCCUCAAGAGGUCAAGCUAUCCAUUGAGGGGCGCUCAAACGCCGGGAAGUAGCAGACAAAAGAGAUUGUCCAUGGGAGCGAAGUGUCAGUCGGGCGAACGGAUGCGAAAGAGGGAGCGUGGUCAGAGGGAGAGAGAAUGUAGCCUCAGAAUGUUUGAGAUUUUGCACAUAUUGGAAGAUUCCCCCUGCCGCCCCCUUCUCCAGUUCUCUUCGGUUCUGGUCUCAAGCUGAAGACUUUAGUGUCAGGUCAUAGUCAGCGUUCACAAUGAUCUGCAUGGGCAGCUUUAUCCGGUAAAUCAUGUACCAAAGCCUGCGUCGUCUGCGUGUUCGUGUGGGUGAGCUAUCAUGUUUGGCAGUGAUCACUUGCGUGAAGGUAUCUUGCAGUUCCUCGAGUAGAUGUUUAUUUCAAAAGGCCAGGGAUAAGAAUGGGAUACAGCCAUAGAGUCUUGACAAGCCUUUACAGUAAUAAUAAUUAUAUAUUUUAAAGGACAAAAAAGGAUAGAUUGCUCAACAACCCCCCCCAAAGACAGGCUCUUUCUCUCUAAAUGUUGACUUUCCAUUGUUGCCCCGCCAGGCAUUUAUUGGCUAAGUCCUUAAAACUUGGACAGUUCUUAAUGCGUCUCUCUCUAGAGGUGUGUUUGUCCUCACUUUCCUACACUCUCAUCCUCUCCCUGUCUCUUCUCAGGGUGCUUCUGCUGAGGAAUCCUUUCUAGUCUGGAGUUUGAGAACAGUUGCCCAGCGCCGUCACAUCAAUCAAUUGAUCCAACAGUUUUUCUACUAUCAGGAACUAUUUCCAGAUGAAGUCUAGCACGCAUCUUAACAGUUGCUUUAACAACUCCUCAGAGGUUUUUAGCAGUGGUUCUGAAUCUGCAUUCCAGUCGUGAUCUCUCCUCCUCGACCCAUUGGAGUUAUCAUUUCCCAGUAAGGCCGGCCUAGGAAAACCCCCUCUAAAUAGUACCUCAUGGUUGGAAGCAUCCUUCAGUCUUAUUAUUAACUUUUUAAUUUUUUAUUUAAUCCUACAUUGUUGUGCCCUUUUCCUGGAGACACCAUGUGGUGUCAGCCAAAAUCAGCCCUGCUUGCGAAGCUGAGACCAAAUGCAGAACAGGUUCUAGCUGUUUGCGAAUGGCCUGUUCCUGUGGAAACGGAUGAUUGCUCUGAAGCAUGCAGGUUUAAAUGAAGUCAUCCCAUGGAAGCGUUUAGCACACACAAGUGUAGAGUCACUGCUGUUGGGUGUGGACUGACCCUGCUCACUUAUCAAAAUCAAAGCAAUAGUUGUCAGAACACAUUUUUCUUGUUUCCUUUUUCUUUUCUUUUUAAAAUCCUGUGCCAGACAGAUUAUUCCUUGUAUUUACAUUUUUCUAUGUGCAGAGACACCUUUUUAUCCUUAUCCUGCACUUCUCUUGAUUUACUGAGAUGAUGCAGUUUUAGUUUGUGAUGAGCCUCAUUCUAACAGUUACUAAAGGAGUUCAAUUCAAAGCAUGCGACUACCCAUAAAACAACACCUCUUUCUUUUAGGUAGUUUUUCUUGCUGACCAGUAGUAUCUUCAGAGAUGACUAAUAUGAAAUCACACAUUGAAAUGGGGCUUUUCUAAAACACCCACUGAUUAGGAAGUUUAGGAUCUGCUUUGUUCUUUAUAGAAGGCUCUUAGCGCCUUACAUUGUGUCCUAACCAGGUAUGAAACGAUUAGACAAGCGAUAAAAGUCAUGCUUGAUUUGCAGUUGGUUGCAUCUGCAAAAAGCACUAAGCAACAGGACGCUUUGUUUUUCACAUCUGUCAGUUUUUAUUUUUGUGGUAUUGUGCUCUAGCUCCGCCAACUAUUAAAACCUCAUUGGUCCAAAUUCAUUCCAUAGGUUUUGACAGGUUGUGAGAUUGUCACAUGCAUGUUUGCUUUCAGAUUGGAUGGUCAAAUUCACUGGAAACUUGUCACGUCACACCUGGUUAGGACUGAUGUUGAACUUAUCUUGAAACCGCUCUUCUCUGGAAAGAGCUUCGUUAAUAGAGUUUUUAUGGUUUCUUCUUUGGGUUUUUUUUGUAACUGGUGAACUCUUGUACAGUAUUGCGUUCUGUCUCUCUUCUUGGCAAUAUUACCCACGAGUGAUGUUUAAAACUUGUACUGCAGGUCUUGUAUUGCACAGAUAAGUUCAAUCGAUUUACGUUGACUCUUUAAUGGGAAUCAGAUGUGUUUUAUUGUUUUUUUUUUCUUUUAAUAAUGAAGGGAAAAUGUUUGUGUUGUUUUGAAGUAUUCAGUUUUGUUGGUGGUUUUUGGCUUAUGAGAAACUGACAGGCAAGGAUGACACUGUUUACACAUUAGCCAAGAGAAAAUGCUGCAGUUUCACUUUUUGUAGUUACUGAACAUUUUCAGAUGGAUGAAAUCAAGACUUAAGUGCAAUUAGACCAAAUAUUAUAAACAUUAGGAAGCUCAUGUUUUAUUUCAAAACAGCAUUCCAGAAAGAGCCUGACAUUCCCAUUUUUUGUUGUUGUUUUUGUAGUUUCUCUUUUUCCCUCUCAAUAUUUUGAUGCCACUUCCUUGUCAGAUGCAAAUUUUUAUUUCCAUUUUGGCCCAAGUUCUUUCAUGAGACCUUUGAUAUUUCUCUGCAUUGUUGGCUCUUGGCAUUGCUGGGCUGUCUGAGUUUGGACCAGGAUUGAACUGUUUUGGCCUCUUGCUAUCACUCAAGUCUUUAAGAGAAGAGGUUUUUUUUUUUUUAGGUAAGAAAUUAUAUAUUUUUUAUAUAAAUGUAGCACUAGCAUUGGACCGGUUAGAUUUCCGACUUCCUCCAAACUGCAUCAACCUCAACGAUACCACAUUUCUGUGAAGUUCUUAAACCUCUGAUGUUAAAGAGAAGAAAUUCGGUAUGGUAUAAACAAGGGUUGCUUGAAUUCACAGGACUCAUGACUAGGGCUGUCACUAGCGAUUAUCUUGGUAAUCGAGUAAUCUGUCGAUUAUUCUAACGAUUAAUCGAGUAUUCUGAUUUUUUGUGAUUAAAAUAUACCUAAGCGAACAAUUAGGGUUCCAUAGAGGUGGAAACUUUCCGAAAACUUUCCCUGGAAUAUUCCCAAAAAUCCUGGAAAGUUUCCAAAAUUUCUGGAAU
Sinocyclocheilus grahami is the source of this 5586-nucleotide messenger RNA. RefSeq names its product ataxin-1-like. The record is from RefSeq and is a predicted model, not a curated record. The coding region runs from base 231 to 2549 and encodes 772 amino acids. Gene Ontology annotation, cellular component: nucleus. Gene Ontology annotation, molecular function: protein binding; RNA binding. The transcript is spliced from 3 exons. Gene Ontology annotation, biological process: regulation of DNA-templated transcription; anatomical structure development. NCBI's taxonomy places the organism in Eukaryota, Metazoa, Chordata, Actinopteri, Cypriniformes, Cyprinidae.